Dreissena polymorpha is the source of this 9577-nucleotide messenger RNA. RefSeq names its product CTD small phosphatase-like protein. The record is from RefSeq and is a predicted model, not a curated record. NCBI's taxonomy places the organism in Eukaryota, Metazoa, Mollusca, Bivalvia, Myida, Dreissenidae. Bases 179 to 973 code for a protein of 264 amino acids. The transcript has 7 exons. Gene Ontology annotation, molecular function: RNA polymerase II CTD heptapeptide repeat phosphatase activity.
UAUUUUGAGAAUGAUUUGUUCUUUACCUGAUGAUGGGUAUAGAUGAUGUAAAUCAAUUGAAUGUGUAAUGCUUAAUUUUAUGGAUAAUUUUGAAUAAUUCGGCUUAAUUUUCAAACUAAAAGUAGAGGGAAGUGAAAAUUAUAUAAGAUACCAUAUCAUGAAUGCAUAACCAGUUAACAUGUCUGCUACAAAAGUUUGGAGAUUGGUAAUACAACACCUACAAGAGUUUGUGUCGUGCAUUAAAGGGUCGUCGACGUUGAACAACAAAAAACGAAAUCGCGGUAUUUUUAGCUCAUUUCUCUGUUGCUUUGGCAACAAGAACCACCACUCGUCAUCAAGUGCCUACCAAGCGCCCAUCGCUGUCGAGGAAAAUGGCAAUCCUAGGGGCAUCACACAUAAUUCCAAUGAAAAGUAUCUGUUACCCGCUGUACGUCCCCAGGAUUCCACCAAGAAGUGUGUUGUGAUAGAUUUAGAUGAAACCCUUGUACAUAGUUCCUUCAAGCCAAUCAGCAAUGCUGACUUUAUAGUUCCUGUAGAGAUAGACGGCACUGUACACCAGGUGUACGUAUUGAAGCGACCGUUUGUCGACGAAUUUCUUAAAAAAAUGGGCGAACUCUUUGAAUGUGUCUUGUUCACUGCUAGUCUUGCAAAAUAUGCUGACCCAGUUGCUGACCUACUGGAUAAAUGGGGCGUGUUUCGAGCGCGACUGUUCAGGGAGUCAUGUGUCUUUCAUCGGGGAAACUAUGUCAAAGACUUGAGUAGACUUGGUCGGGAACUAAGUCAAGUGAUUAUCAUUGAUAACUCGCCAGCCUCCUAUAUCUUCCAUCCAGAUAAUGCUGUACCGUGUCAGUCGUGGUUCGAUGACAUGCAGGACACAGAGUUACUGGACUUGAUACCGUUUUUCGAGGGUCUCGCCAAAGUGGACGAUGUGUAUUCUGUGCUACGAAACACUAGCAGUACUGACUCCUCCUAGUAUAUAGUGGAUUGUAACCUACGGGUAUAGUGUAGUGGUGUGUAGCCUUAAUGACAUCGAGGUCAGUCGAGGAUUAUUAAGUGGGAAGUUGACCAUCGUUUUUAACUGGAACACCCCAUAUUGACGGAGUUAUUCCUCGGAUCUUAUUGGAUCAUUUAUAUAUGUCACCUGUCACCAUAUAAUAACACAUCUGCGUUGUUGCUGAUAGUAAUUAACAGAUUGCUAUGUUUCUAAAUAAGAACAAAAGCUGAAUUGUGAACUGAAAUUUGAUUUUUCAUGUUCUUAUUCAUUUGUCAUUUUUGUGGAAAAUGUAGGGAAAAUUCUACAAUAAUUAUUUUAUUGAUAUCGGCCGUUUUAUGUUUGUUAGAAGAAAAAUAUCUUGAAGAAGACAGAGUUGAUUUAACUUGCCUUGCAGGCUACACUGGAAUAAGGCGAAGCUAAUAAAGAACUCGGCUUGUCUAAGAGGACAGGGCAGUUCUGGUUAUUAGCAUCGUUAGCUUGGAAAACAGACUGCAACUUCGGUAGAAAUUGUGGUUGAUGUCUUGUUGAAAGCAGGUUAUUUGCUGCGAUGUAUGUAAAAAUAAGUAAAAUUGAUUAGGAAGUAGUAGAAUGCAGUUUCAGAUUUUUAUUGUCUGACUUGUUAUUGUUACAACAAACAAAUUAUAAAAGAGUGUAAAUUGCACAUCUUUCAGCAAAAUAUCAUAAUAAAAUUUUAAAAGAAAAGAGACAACUAUGGAGAUUUGUUAAAGUAGAAUAAAACAAAAAAUACAAUAAUGAGUUUAUGCAUGUGCAUGCAAAGACAUGCAAUACAUACAGAUUAUUCAUAUAUGUAUUAUAUUUACAUUUGCUUUGAGACAUUUUCUUUGAAUUUAAAUGAGCUUAUAUGUGCAUGUAUAUCAAUCGUUACAACAUGGCCCAUGUUCACCUACCAAUUCUUAGACUUUAAAAGGAUUUAUAAGAAUAAAGAUUAUUAAUUAAACUGGAAUGCUCUAAAUUUUCUCCAUUGUGGAGUUUUACUUGGCGCUUUGACAUAAAAUCCUUUGAUAACCUGCAUCUUUGUGUUUUGGAUUUGAAAAAUGGAAGCGUUUUUACCCAUAUUCGGAAAUUAUUGUUGUUAGUUGUUUUGGUAACAAAUUCUUCAAAAUUGAGUAUAUUAGUGUUUUCAGCAUUAUGUUCACUAAGGUUUUACUUAUAGAGCUGGAUGGGAGGUUAACUCAUUGUUAACUAUUCUAACAACAAUAAUAUUUUUGUUUGAGGGGGGCGGAUGAGUACCUUCUAUUCUGAAAAUGUUUAGGUUCUAUUAUGGGAAAAAUUUACACUUUUUUCAAUUGAGGAAAUGUUAAGAUAAACAAUAACUGAACUGUGAAUUAAGAUUUCUUGAUUUUAAGUCUAUUCUUUAUACUUAACCCAUUUAUGCCUAGCGUCUAGACUAAAGGUCUGGCAAACGGCGUAGAUGAGGGUCUGCGCUGUUUGCUUAAAGGAAUUUCUGUAAGAAAUAUUCUAAAUGUAGAAAUAAAUAUACUAGACAUCCCUAAUUUUGGAAAUAAAUUGAUCAUAUUCAGAAGGAUGGCAGAGUUCACUAGGCAUAAAUGGGUUAAGUCUAAGAAUGGGUUGAUGACUACGGGCUUCAGUGAUCGUUUGAGGCUAUGUACAGCUCACCUGUCGUGUGUUUGACAUCUUACAUGCUGUCACUUAUAAAACCGCAUUUUACACGUAUGCAAAGUCUAUGAGACUGUUGCGUCAUGCGAUGUAACUUACUGUUACACAUAUGCUCAAUAACGUAUUAACGGUCAAAUUUCAUGAAACUUUUUGUUGUAAUUUAAAUUAAAAGUGCACCUAAAAAGAAGAAAUUCUGUUAAAAAAUGGCGAAAAAAUCCAACAAGCUCAGACACAAAGAAAUCUAGAUAUGCGAAUCUAUUUCUUCUGUACUUCUGCCAAUUCACAUGAAGUAGAGUGAAAUUUUACAAAGUAGAAAAAAAGACUUGAACUGUUUGUCUAUGAUGACAUUAAAGAUACUCUGAAAUAAGAAAUGUAACAAAUGUUUGAAAAUCUCAAUUUUUCACGAAAAAGUUUCAUGAAUAUUGGCCGUUAUUAUAUACUAUUUAUACUGUACAUAUAUACAUGCACCUGAUUUGUAAAAUAAGUGACUGUAUAAAAUGUGCUUAUUUUAUUGAAUGAAAUCUAUGUUAUUCUAUAUGCCUGUCUUAUGAGCUUUUGCUUUCAGGGCAAACAUUAAGUAAAAGUUGUAACGCUGCUCGGGGUAACAAGUUGGAAACAAUUGUGUCUUGUUCUGAGAAAAUUGGGCUUAAUGCAUGUGCGUAAAGUGUCGUCCCAGAUUAGCCUGUGCAGUUCGCACAGGCUAAUCAGGGACAACACUUUGCGCCUUAUCCGUAUUUUUGUGUAGAAGAGACUUCCUUUAAACGAAAAAUACCAUAAAAGUGGACAGUGUCGUCCCUGAUUAGCCUGUGGGACGACACUUUACUCACAUGCAUUAAGCCCAAUUUUCUCAGAGCAAGACACAAUUCAUCUGCGCCACAGUAAUUUAGUAAAGCUUGAAUAGUCCUGAUCAGCUCAAGUACUACUAAAAUGUACCCUGGAUACUCUUAAGUUUACUUAAAUGUUCUCGUGAAUUGUAACAAUAAAUAGGUUUGGCUUUUUUUUCAAAUGAAUUAUGUUCAUAUUUAUGUAAAUAUUUAUAAAAUGGCCUCUUUAUCAUAGAAACUCGUAUUCAAAAAUGAAUAUUGAGGUAGGAUUUGUUCAAAGAGUUUUCUUUCGUAUUCCCUACCGCGUUUUACAACAUCGGAUUUUGGGAGGGAAUAAAACUUGCGUACAGUCUAAAUUUGCCGGGUACGUUUUAGUAUAUUUUCCAAACUUAGGGAAAAUUUAAUUAUACUUGAGAGUAACUGGGUUACAUUUAAAAAGUACCCAAGCUGACAAUGACCAAUCAAGCCACAGUAAAUACAGAAACUUCAGCAACAUUAUCAGUAGAGGAAUUCUUAUCAACACCCUCUAGUCUUGUGUUUAAGGCAAGGUACCAAUACAAUGUACAAUGCAAUAUUAUACAAACAACAUUUUGUGUCAAGAAUACUUACACAUUUGCACUUUGAGCAUGUAAAGAUUAUUGAACGUAGUUUGAGCAAUACACUUCUUUAAGAAUUUUAUUUAUGCUGGUAAUUUUAUGUAUUUGUACAUUACCUGGUUUUGUCAGUAUUCCUUAAGAAUGAAUCAAUGAAUUUAUUGAAUUUGCAUACAUCUUAAGUAUGACCUCUUAACAAUUUUAAUAGUGAAAACUUGGUUUGUCCAUAAUAAUUAAAUAUGCACUUUGGUAAAAAAACAUGAAGACCAUGGUUUUAAUAGCCUGUAUUGAAUAAUCUGUGUUUGAUGUUCAUGUUUUCAAGAUUACUGAUCCUUGUUAAACAUUGGAAAUACCCAAAAUAUAUAAUAAUUCUUUUUUAAGAUUUCUUAUUUUAUGCAAUUAGCUUAAAUGGUGUGCAGCUUGAUUUAAGCCAGUGUAAAUGAUGUUAUCUUGUGAACUUUGCCUUAUAUCUUGUCCUGUUACUUUCUUUAUGCUAAAAGACAAUCAUUAUGUAUUUUGUCCACUGCAAAAAACUGAAUCUUCAUAACAUACUAAGUGUGUGCUUAAAUUAUCAAAUGGUUAUUUGCUAUGGUAAAUACCAAUUCUGCUUAAGGAUAACAUUGGUAAAAUGAUACAGCUUGACACAACAUGUAGGAACAAUUUUUGCUCAGAAAUUUGCUAGUUAACAAUGCACACAAUUGAUAAAAUUGUUUUUUCUACAAGUUUUUUUAAAAAUAUGUUGAGUAUACAGAUUUGUUUAUGUAAAUAUUUUAAUACAUUGUACUUAUUCAAACUCAGUCAUGUCUGAGGAUCCUUAAUUGCUUUCAAAAGCUUCACGUGGGAAAAUUAUAGGGCCAAACUUUUGUUUAUUUUAUGCUCGCAAAUUUUAAAUAUUUUUUUAAUGAUUUUAUGCAUGUGACAUUCUUUUACAUUUCUAUCAUAAGCUGCAUUUCUAUGUUUUUAAGUGUAUAAAACAUUUCAAGCUGUAAGGUCAGACCUGGUUGCUGGACAAUUCUUAAGCCUGUUUUAUCUGGAUUGGCUUUAGCUCACCUGUUUCAUAUGGAAUAUCGUGUAGUUAUAUUAUUAAUUUUGAUACAACCACUCAAAUCUUUAAAUGAAAAGUGUAUAUGAAAUAAACGACAAAAUACUGCUUUGUAUAAAAACCUUUACUUUAACAAAGUAAUAUUAAUUACUUGAAUAAGGGACUUAAGGCAGUUAAUUUAAACCAGGCUUAAAAAUUAUGUUAGAAAUCAGGGCCUUGCGAUAACAUUUAACCCAGUGGUUCUAGAUGAAGUAUUCAAAACUGAUACUUUCUGAGCUUACUAUUGACCUGUAGUCAAUUGUAUAGAGACGGAUCACUUAACCCUGUCCCACUUAGAGGCAAAGUGAAAAUGGCUAUGUGCAAACAGCAUAAAACCAGAACAGCCUGCGAGUAACUCGCAGUCUGUUUAGGUUUUAUGCUGUUUGCUGCUCAUCAGUAUCUUAGAGUUGGAGAUGAAGCCUUAAAAACUUCAAUCUAGUAACAAAGGUCUUUUAUUACAUUAAACUUUCUAAGGGACUACAAAUGCGUAAUAAUACAUAUCUAAGUAGCAAAGGGUUAAGCCAAUCCAAAAUUCCAAUAAAGAUAACCUAAGUCAAUUACAGUACAGGCAACGAGUACUUUGACAAACGCCACUCGUUUUGGUGUUCAUUUUACUGUGUUCGCUUACCAAACGACCUCCGCGAUGUGUGUUCAGAUCAAAUAUUCGCGGGGGCCGUUUUCCAUAAGGUGGACACCGCAAAUCACCGCGGACCCAUAAUAUCUACGGCAGUGUUCAUCGUGUUCGCUAGAAAUAAAAUAAUUGAACAUAAACAUAGGUCGGUAGCAAUUUGCAGAAAGAAUCUACCGUGCAUUUGAAUGUUGCAGGUGUCAUUUGGUGUCUAAAAAAUUAACAACGAUUACAAACAAUCACAAUCGAUUACCGCAUACAUGCAAAAAUUCCCGUCUCUGUCCAUUACCCGAUAAUCCCGAGAUUUACGAUUUCAUGCAAAUUCUGGUCAAUGUUGACGAUAAAAGUGUGAUAAAAAUGCAAAAAUCACAAACGUUCGCCAUAUCUCUAAACUAUCAAAUGAAUUUCUGCAUAUGUUUCUAUUUAAAGAUUUGAUGAAAUAAGCGCCAAAUCAGAACAGGUGUAUUCCAACAUUCAUAAAUCACCUGACGCCUAGUGUGCGCGUUGUGUAGAGUUCAUGUUCUGUUACAAAUUGUAGCCACAAAUAAAUACAUGUAUAUAUGCCUAUGAUAUUUUCAUUUUCUUUGUUCUGAACCAUAAAUAGCGCGCGAAAAUUGGCGUGGGUGUAUUUAUUUUUGACACAAAAUCUUCGUAGCGCAGACAACAUUGGGAUCUUUUAAUUUCGAUUUAAAGUUUCGUAGUGAAUUUCUUCUCAAGUACCGGGGUAGCUCGCGAAUGAUUUGGAAUUGACAUUUCGUCUGAAUAAAAUAAAAAUCAAACACGCUGUAACACGCUAUAUUUAGAUUUCAUGCAACAUGUACAAGUCAUUUUCUGGAAAUCGGGAAAAAUUAAACCCAAUUUUGUGAAAACAAAAAGGGGAAUUGCAUUGAUUAACACCAUAAAAGUUAAUCGUAUUGAUUAUCUAAACGCUUAGUUUUAGUUUCCGACUUAACGUACUGCCCGAGUUAAAGUACACAUAAAAAAUGUGCACAUAAUAUCUACAUGUACAUGAAGUAUAUGAUUUUAUUUUGUACAUGUACAUGUACAUUUAAAACGUGUGAAUGACCCUCGCAGACAGGUGUUUACGGUGGCUGCGCAACAUCGCGGUGAUCACGGGUGUUCCGGUUAACGAUAGCGUGCAAUCACGGCGAUUUCGGGUGUUCGCCGAACACCGCGGUCAGUAGCGUGUCCACCCCCGCGAAAUGUCACCCAUCGGGAAAAUUGAACACCGCCGUCACGCGUUUUUGUCAAAGUACACAUUGCCUGUACUGUACCUUUGCUAACUUAUCCAAAUCUUAACCAAAACGUGCAACUUGUCUGAGAUCUAUUUUUUAUGCAAUCACCAACAAUUUUUUUUUUUUCCAUAAAAUUGAAGAUAACCAACAGUUAUCAGCUGAAUAGGAGAUAUCCAGAUUUAUACAAUUGGCUACAGGAACCAAAUUAAGAGUUUUAAAGUACUCAUUCAUGUAUAUAAUGCAAAGUUAUGUUCCUAAACUGAGUACAAACAAGUGGAAUAUGGUUCUAAUUUCUUUUGCACAAAGUAUAAUCAAGCUGUGGUUGAAUCAUAAUAAUGUUGAAAUUCAAUAAAAACUGCUUUAUUUGUCAUCAAAAUGUUGCCAUAAUGUAUUGCUUUGUCAGGUUUAAAACAUGAGACUAAAGUGCCCUCCCUUUUAUGGUAGUGAAAAUUAAAAAUUGAUGUAGUAGCAGACGAUUUGUCCUGUGGUUGUGAAAGAGUACAAAAUGCACUUCAAAAGGUGAGAAAAUGCCACGUAUUUUUGGAAUACAUGCAUGUACAGGUAUAUAGUUUACAUAUACUUCAGGCUGUUUAAAUUGAAGGCUUAAUUUUUCGCAAUAAAUUGUCCUGGUCCUAUUCCCAAAAAGUGAAAACAACAACACUAUAUAAUUCUCAUGUAUGGGCAGUUGAUUUCCCAAAAUGGCUACAUGUACAUGUAUAUAACUAUUACUUAAGUGGAUUUGUGAAUUUGUUUAGGAGUAUGCACUUGUUAUGUUUUGUAUUUAAAAGUUAUCUGUUUAGGACAUGUAUAUAUAUUAUCACUGGGAAGUGAGGAUAUUUAUGUUUGCCUUUGUUUUUAUGAACAGUAAAACAUGUAUGUAGUGGCAGGAAAGGAUUCUCAAUAUAUUUUGAAUAAAAUGCAAAAAAGUACUAAAGCUAAUGCUCUUGUAAGUGCAAAAUCUAUUUAUCUUAUUCCUAAUUUUCGGUUUUUUUUAUUUACAAAAAAGUUAAGCAAGUUUGUUAAUGUAUAGAAUUUCUUUUGAAUUAAUUUAAUUAAUAACAUGAAUGUGUGCAAAAUUAAUUUAUUUUAUUAUAGGAGAUAGCUAUUUAGGGAGGGCGUGACAUUGUCUUACAAAACGGGGUGUAAGCUGCAUAAUUAUGUAUUAUUUAGUAUGUUUAAUUAACACAUUACAAUAUGGUAGAUGUUAUGAUGUUUUAUAUUUAUCACUGGCUAAAAUGUUGUUUUGUUUUAUGAUAUGGGUUAGAAUCGUGUUUAUUUUUGACAUUUAGUCAACUUGUUAAAACUUGAUUGAUAUGUAAAAUAGUGUACAUACAUUUAUACAUGUACAUAAGUCACUUGUUAUCUGAUUGUAGAUAAUAGACUUAUACAGAUGUAUACGGAGUUGAUAGUAUUUUUGUUAAAGAUGAAUUGUUAAACUCGUUUUCAUAACUCACAUUAUACCUUGUUCCCCUGUUUGCAUCAUAUUUAUCAUUCUGAAUCAUGAAAUGCCAUUUUUUUGUCAAGAAAACCUUGAAAUGUAAGAAAUCAUGUUUCCCUUUAAUGCCAUUUUCGCUUAGAUUCUUAUUGCUUAACUUAUUUAAAUCGCUGUGACCAAACUGUACUUUGCCUUGAUGCACUGUUGACAUGCAAAUCUGAUGUUGCUUUUAUAUUUUAGUCAUUUUACAAUUUGUAUCAGUUUUCACGUAAUUGUUUUCCUGUCUUUUGUAAUUACUAAUUAAUUAAAAGGCUCCAGACUUGACACUAUUAAAAUUUGUUUUCAUAGUGUUUUAUGAGUAAAAUUAAGUUGCCCUCUCAUAAAUGAACGUGAUUUUUAAAAAAUAUGGACAACAUUCAUAAAUUAUGGUGAGAUUGGGUUCUGUGUUAGACUAACAGUGUUAAAUGCUCUGAUGUCUUUAGUGUUCAGAACAAUGUCUACCAUAUUUAUGCUUUAAAGGUUGUAUGUAAAUGGCAAAACGUUAUAGGACAAAAUUAUAUUUUUAACUAGGAAGUAUAAAACAUUUUAUAAAGUUACCAAUACAGAUUGCAGUGAAACAAAAAAAAAAUUAUUGUGCACAAAUACAUUUAAUUAUUUUUUGUUUUGAGACAUUUGGAAGUAGUGAAAUCGGCAUUGCAAAAAAAAGGUUAUUUUUCGAUGAUGGUGAAAAUAACAUUUUUUAAAUCUCAUGUAACACAAGUACAUAUGCACUGACUUGAUGGAAAUAAUUUCUCAAGCUGUUUCACUGAUGUAAAUGGGAGAUAACCAUGUAGCGAAAUAUUUGUGUUGAUAUUGACAAACAAAUACCGUUUGCAUAUAAUAUUUGUGAUAUGAAAGAGAUACUUUGCAAGAUAUUACAUGUAUUUUGUUCAUUCACCUUAUCUUCAUCACUGUCAUCAUCAUCAUUUACAUUGUUCAUCAUCAUCAUUACAAUCUAUAUAGCCUCAUGCGUAGUGUUUUAUAUGUAUACUAAAUAUACUAGACAAAUAACAUUUUAUGAUGUAUUAUAUGCCCAUAUACUGCGGGAAUAAUAUAAAGUAUUUUGUAUUUUCUCUGAUUUUUAACAUGAAAAUAAAAAUGAUUAUCAUA